Messenger RNA from Achroia grisella, 2642 nucleotides. It is a transcript of the gene Ptp36E, whose product is annotated as receptor-type tyrosine-protein phosphatase kappa. Gene Ontology annotation, molecular function: protein tyrosine phosphatase activity. Lineage: Eukaryota; Metazoa; Arthropoda; Insecta; Lepidoptera; Pyralidae. Gene Ontology annotation, biological process: protein dephosphorylation. The transcript is spliced from 18 exons. The record is from RefSeq and is a predicted model, not a curated record. The coding region runs from base 567 to 2639 and encodes 690 amino acids.
CCGCGACGACGCGCGACGCAUCGCCGAGCAGCGGUAGCCGCGCUAAUUUUACACGCCACUACCUACCAGUCUGCCACUGGCAUACAACUGUUGACCCACUGAUAGUGAAUCUGUGCUCUAACCAUCCAUGUGAGUGACUCAGCGGCGUCUCCCGCCUUACCCACCGAUAUAAUAUUGUCUGGGUUGUCAGAUGUCGGAAACCGAUCUAUAAACCGAGUUUUUUUUUAAUCGGUGUCGUAAGCGGAUCACAUAACAAACAACAAUGAUUGUAUUAUUAUGAUAUUGCCACUAAAGUCUGUGCUCCCUUUAAUGUUACCAUCAAAAGCUAUCGCGUCGAAUUGUACAAAGUGUAAAUAUUAAUGUUUUGAUAUAAAAUUAUUAUUACGCUUACUAAUUAUAUUUAGGGCUAUUUUUAAAACACUUCUAGUGAUACGUACCAAUUUUUAUAUAUAGAAAAGUGAAUGUGAUCGUAAUAUCGGUAUAAUUUAAAUGGAUAUGUAUUACUAAAGAGUUAGGAGUCCGUUGUGUGGUAUUUAAAUUGGUGGGCUUAUAAUCGUUUGGCCAAAAUGUCAUCGCGGACUGGGCAGCGCGGUUCGUCGGUGGCGACCAGCCAGAGGAAGCACCGGUCGCGGUCUACCACCAGGUACGACAUGGAGAAGAAGCCGAAGAAGAAAGAUAUGCGAACGUCGGGCACAACGAGUCUUGUGUCGAUACCUAACAGUAUCAAGCUGACCAUGCUAAACAGCGGCCUCAUAUCUUUUGACCGAGUGACGUUUAAGCCUGAGACGGACGAGAAUGGUUCAAUAUCGGAGACAAUACCCGACCGGCCCGUCGAGAUCAAGAACUUUCCUAAACUCUGCGAGCAGAGGAGGAAAUUUCCAGUUCUGUAUAAAUUAGAAUUUCAGACGGCGGUGAAAGUAGAAGUACACUCGUGCCGGCACGGCACUAGGAAGACGAAUUUACUCAAGAACCAAAACCAAAAAGUUAUACCUUAUGACUACAACAGAGUGGUGCUAGAAACUGUAGACCGAGAGCCAGACUCUGACUAUAUUAAUGCUUCCUAUAUAGAUAGUGUAUUAAAACCAAACGCGUAUAUAGUAACACAGGGGCCAACUGAGGACACAGUGGUGUACUUCUGGAAAAUGAUAUGGCAGGAGCGCGCGGCCGCCAUCGUUAUGCUCACAAAAACAUUCGACUUUAUCAAGGUUAUGUGUGUCCAAUAUUGGCCACCAAAUAAGGAAAAAGAUGAAACAUAUGGCGACAUAAGCGUUGGAAUAGUUCAAGAGGAGGAGCUUGCUAAUUUUCACAUACGGACAUUCAGGCUGUACAAGACUGAAAAGAAUGUGGUAAUAGAAGAACGGUUUAUACUUCAGUUCCAUUACACACAAUGGCAUUCGCAUACGUGUCCAUUCAGCAAUGCACUCCUGGAGUUCAGAAGACGUGUCCGCGCAGUGGUGGGCCGUAGGUUGGCCGCUAAUCCAGCAGCUGGACCUAUGGUAGUCCAUUGCAAUGACGGUGGAGGUCGAUCGGGAGUGUAUUUGGCAAUUGAUGCAAAUCUGGAGUUGGCUGAAGAAGAAGACUGCUUCGAUGUUUUCGGGUAUUUGAAAAAAUUGAGACAAUCUAGAAAAGGCCUUAUUGAGAAUGAGGAACAAUAUAAAUUUGUGUACGACACAUUAGAAGAGCACGUCGUGUGCGGGGUGUCAUGGUUCCCAGUGUCGGAACUAUCGCAAAGAUUAAAACAGAAGUCCCAAAGAGACCCAGUGUCUAAGCUGAACGAGUAUCAAAAGGAAUACCAGCAAAUAUGCAAACAGACGCCAAGAUUUACUAUAGGAGACUGUGCUGGGGGUCACAGGGGAGAUAACAGGGAGAAGAACAGAGACGUGCUUGUUGUACCCCCUGACAACUUUCGGCCAUACUUAACGUCGUUCCAAGGAAACAGUUUUACGGAUUACAUCAACGCUGUCUUCGUGGACGGAUACACGAAACCUAGGGAGUACAUUGUAACGGAAUGGCCUCUGGUUAUGACACAAGGCGAGUUCUGGUCGUUGGUGUAUGACUACGAAUGUGCCGCAGUGGUGGUUCUGUGCGUACCGCCGAAAAAUUCUCAACAAUUCCCUCCAUUUUGGCCCGAAGGUCGGCAUUCGAAGAAAUACGGACCAGUGUUUACGAUAGACCACGUGUCACACAACCACUACACCAAUAUCAAGACCUGGAUAUUUAGAAUCAAUAAAAAGAUCGUUUCACUCACUGAGUUGAUGGCGGGCGUUAAAGCGCCACCGAAAACAGUUCAGCUGUUCCAACUGACCUGCUGGCCUAUGGGUCACAAGGUCCCUUCGUCCACCAACUCGCUGGUCGAACUCAUGAAUAUGGUGGAGCGAUGGCGACAGCGGACAGAUUAUGGACCAGUCUGCGUUGUUUCACCAGAUGGUCGUAGUCGUGCCGGUGUAUACUGUGCAGCCAAUGCGUGCAUCGAACAAGUGAUCCAACACGGUGAAGUCGAUGUUUUUCAAGCUGUGAAAACUGUACGCCGGCAUAGACCGCAACUCGUUGAAAAUAUGACUGAAUACAAAUACUGCUAUGACCUAGUGCUCCAUUACGUGCUGCACUAUUUAAAUAAAGACAUGAAUGAAAAGAAGUGAGAG